This is a messenger RNA of Closterium sp. Naga37s-1, 1621 nucleotides long. The record is from the annotation of a GenBank genome assembly. Lineage: Eukaryota; Viridiplantae; Streptophyta; Zygnematophyceae; Desmidiales; Closteriaceae.
GUAUGCAGUCAUGCUCGAGGUAUGCAGUCGUGCUCCAGGUAUGCAGUCGUGCUCCAGGUAUGCAGUCGUGCUCCAGAUCCGCUCCCUUACCGAUGGCUUGCCGCUCUCCACAGUGCCGCUCCCGAUGGGCGCUGUCUCCUCCUCCUCUCCAAGGUGCCCCUCCCCAUGGGCCCCAUCUCCUCCUCUCCGGUUAGCAGGAGGCGUUUUAAGCCAGUUUCACCCUUUCUCCCUGUCUCCCUCGCAGAUCCGCUCCCUUACCGAUGGCUUGCUGCUCUCCACAGUGCCGCUCCCGAUGGGCGCUGUCUCCUCCUCGGGUCGUCGCAGCGACAGCGAGGCUUUCUUUUCCUUCGAGAGCUUUCUCUCCCCCCGCACCAUUUUCCGCUGCGACCUCACCACCCCUCAACCUGAACCCGAGGUGCACCGGCAGCUGACCGUUCCAGGCUUCGACCCCUCUCUGUUUGAGGCGCAGCAAGUGUUUGUGCCCAGCACCGAUGGCACCAGGAUCCCCAUGUUUGUGGUGUGUCGUAAAGACCUCCCCCACACAUCAGACCACUUCACUCUCCUGUACGGCUACGGAGGCUUCAACAUCUGCAUCAAGCCGUCCUUCAGUGUGGCCCGGGUGCUGCUGAUGAGGCACCACGGAGCCGUGGUGGCAGUGGCGAAUAUCCGCGGAGUGGGGGAGUACGGGGAGAGGUGGCACAAGGAAGGCGCGCUGGCCCACAAGCAGCAGUGCUUUGACGAUUUCUAUAGCUGCGCGGAGCAUCUGAUACGUGAGGGGUACACAUCGCCGUCGAAGCUGGUGAUAGAGGGUGGCAGCAACGGGGGGUUGCUCGUCAGUGCUGCUGUCAACCAGCGUCCAGACCUGUUCGCAUGUGCAUUGGCACACGUGGGGCUGACAGACAUGCUGCGACUCCACCACUUCACCAUCGGCCAUGCGUGGACCUCUGAGUAUGGCUGCUCCAGUGACCCGCACCAGCUCAAAUGGCUUCUCAGCUACUCCCCUCUGCACAACGUGAGGCGGCCCUGGGAAGCUGCCAGCCCCACCAGCAGCAACAACAUCACAUGCACGCAUUCAGAUUCCGCUGAUGUGCCAGCAAAAGCUGACAUGGCAGCAGUGAAGCGGCAGUGGGGAGAGCGCAGGCGGCAGUACCCGGCGGUGAUGCUGCUGACGGGCGACCAUGACGACCGCGUGCCGCCCUCCCACUCCCUCAAAUUUGCUGCUCAGCUGCAGCAUGUGUUGGUGCACAGGUGGGUGGUGGGAUGGGUGGGUGGGUUUUGGCCCGAAAGUGGGAUGAGAAUUGUGAUGCAGUGGUGGGUGGGUCCCUCCCGCUCUCUCAAGUUCGCGGCUCAGCUGCAGCAUGUGUUGGUGCAAAGGUGGGUGGCAGCAUGUGUUGGUGCACAGGUGGGUGGCAGCAUGUGUUGGUGCACAGGUGGGUGGCAGCAUGUGUUGGUGCACAGGUGGGUGGCAGCAUGUGUUGGUGCACAGGUGGUUGGCAGCAUGUGUUGGUGCACAGUCGUGCUGGUGCACAGCACAGGUGGGUGGCUUGCAGCAUGUGCUGAUGCAUGGGUGAACAUGCUCGCGCCGCAGCUACGCCUGGCUUUCCCCUUCCCUCUCCCUUGA